AUGCAAUUGAUACUUGAAGGAGCUAUGAGUAAUUGCGAAGGUAGCUUGGAAGACAAGACAUCAUCUUACAAAAGUUUCGUAGUGGACAAUUAUAAGAGCAUCUAUUUCGCCGGCCAUGAGACCAGUGCGAUUGCUGUCUCCUGGUGUAUUAUGCUCCUUGCUCUCAACCCUUCCUGGCAGACUCGAAUCGUCGGCGUAGGAUAUCAUGUGUACGGUAGAGCGGUGGUGGAGCAGUGGAGGAUGCGGAGAAGUCUACGGAUGCAAGGCGUGAAGGGUCCUUCACCGUCGAUCUUUAGCGGCAAUGAAUCGGAGAUGCAGAGAAUCCAGUCAGAGGCAGCUAAACACUAUUCCGGCGAUAACAUCAUUUCUCAUGACUACGCUUCUUCUCUCUUUCCCUACUUCGAACAUUGGCGAAAACAAUACGGGAGGAUGUACACAUACUCGACGGGGCUGAAGCAGCACCUUUACAUAAACCAACCGGAAAUGGUGAAGGAGCUUAGCCAAACCAACACACUUAACCUUGGCAGAAUCACUCACAUUGCCAAACGCCUUAAGCCCAUUCUUGGCAGUGGCAUUAUGGCUUCUAAUGGGCCUCACUGGGCUAAUCAACGUCGUAUCAUUGUCCAUGAGUUUACCCACGACAAAAUCAAGGGAAUGGUUGGUUUGAUGGUGGAAUCUGCAAUGCCAAUGUUGAGCAAAUGGGAAGAGUGA
Messenger RNA from Microthlaspi erraticum, 711 nucleotides. Lineage: Eukaryota; Viridiplantae; Streptophyta; Magnoliopsida; Brassicales; Brassicaceae. The record is from the annotation of a GenBank genome assembly.